Molecule: messenger RNA, 968 nt
Organism: Trifolium pratense (red clover)
Lineage: Eukaryota; Viridiplantae; Streptophyta; Magnoliopsida; Fabales; Fabaceae
Product: CEN-like protein 4
Exons: 4
Coding region: 91-621 (176 amino acids)
Biological process (GO): negative regulation of flower development; vegetative to reproductive phase transition of meristem
Cellular component (GO): nucleus; cytoplasm
Source: RefSeq, a predicted model, not a curated record
CCACAUCUUACUAGUAUUCAUCACUAAUAAUUGUUGUAUUGUAUUCGUACAUUUUCUGUUAUUCCUUUAUUAAAAUAUAUUUUGCUUACAAUGGGAAGUAUCACUUCAGAUCCUCUAAUUAUUGGGGGAGUGAUAGGAGAUGUUAUUGAUGAUUUCACCCCAACCAUAAAAAUGACCGUAACUUACAACAACAAAGAAAUCUUUAAUGGAUAUGAAGUACCCUUUCCUUCUACAGUUGCCACCAAGCCAAGGAUUCAGAUUGGAGGAGGGGACAUGAGGUCCCUCUUUACACUGAUCAUGAUAGAUCCGGAUGUUCCUGGCCCAAGUGAUCGUUAUAUGAAAGAACACUUGCACUGGAUGGUGACCGACAUUCCAGGGACCACAGAUUCCACAUUUGGCAAAGAGCUGACAAGUUAUGAAAAACCAAAGCCUAAUAUAGGAAUCCACAGGUAUGUAUUUGUCCUUUUCAAGCAAGAAAAGGGGAAGAAGCACUCAAUUACUCCUCCUUUUUCAAGAGAUCACUUCAACACACGAACUUUCUCUGCUCAAAAUUACCUUGGUGUCCCUGUUGCUGCUGCUUUUUUCAAUGCUAGAAGGGCAACUGCUCAAAGGAGACGUUAGGAAUUAAGAUCCCUCCUACCUAGCUAGCUACAAUCACAUGUUUAUCAUCAUUUUGUGGCUAUGUUUGAAAUAAUAGCUUUGGCUAGUUGAGGUUAAUUUAGAUUUAGUUUAGUGUUUGUGGAAUUAAGGGAACCAAACAUUGAAGUUAAUGAAAUUUAGAUGCAUGGACAUGUAAAUUCUGCUGUUGAUGUUAGUUUGGUUUCAAAUAAUUGUAGCUUUUGGUGUUGUUAUUACACCAUUUUUUUCUUUCUAGGUCUUAGUUUUUAUCACUUGUGUUUCAUUUGGUAUAUCUUUGGUUUGGUGUUUAAUGUUUCUUUAUCCCGUUUCAAUGGUGAUAAUAACGCUGG